Messenger RNA from Vicia villosa (hairy vetch), 1087 nucleotides. RefSeq names its product gamma-glutamylcyclotransferase 2-1. Lineage: Eukaryota; Viridiplantae; Streptophyta; Magnoliopsida; Fabales; Fabaceae. Gene Ontology annotation, biological process: glutathione catabolic process. Gene Ontology annotation, molecular function: gamma-glutamylcyclotransferase activity; glutathione specific gamma-glutamylcyclotransferase activity. The transcript has 9 exons. The record is from RefSeq and is a predicted model, not a curated record. Bases 172 to 846 code for a protein of 224 amino acids. Gene Ontology annotation, cellular component: cytoplasm.
ACUGUAAUGCCUCGAGAGAAAUAGAAAGAAAAUCAAUUGAAAAAGAGGGGAAAAUCUCUGUAACCCUAAUUUCAUUCAUAAACCCUAACACCUUUCCUCUCUUUUCAAAUCUUCUUAAUCCUUUCUAUCUUUUCUCGAGAACCUUUCCAGAUCCAAAUAAAUAGAAUAGCUAUGGUUUUCUGGGUUUUUGGAUAUGGUUCACUGGCAUGGAACCCGGGAUUUGAAUAUGAUGAGAAAAUUGUUGGAUUCAUUAAGGACUACAGACGUGUGUUUGAUUUAGCUUGUAUUGAUCAUAGAGGAACACCUGAGAAUCCUGCAAGAACUUGCACUUUGGAGGAGAAAGAAGGAGUACUUUGCUGGGGAGUUGCUUAUUGUGUUCGGGGAGGUCCUGAAAAGGAGAAGCUUGUUAUGCAGUAUUUGGAGCGGCGAGAAUGUGAGUAUGAUCAAAAGACUCUUGUAAACUUCUACAAGGAAGGAGAUUCACUUAAUCCUGCUCUUACUGGAGUUAUUGUAUUCACGUCUACUCCCGACAAAGUGAACAACAAAUACUAUCUGGGACCUGCUCCCUUGGAGGACAUGGCUAGGCAAAUAGCAACUGCACAUGGCCCUUGUGGAAACAACAGGGACUAUCUUUUUCUUCUCGAAAAGGCUAUGCAUAAUCUCGGUCAUGAGGAGGACUAUGUGAUAGAACUAGCCAAUGAAGUGAGGAAAGCACUUGGAGUGGAGAAUGUAGUUCCAAACGACAAGAAAUUGGUUGGACCAGCACAACUUCAACACCAGCCACAUGUACCAAUUUCAACCCUUCCCUUGAGUCCAUUGCCAGAGCCUAUUGCUUUGGAUAGUUGAGAAGCUGGAGAUUACUGCAAGUCGAUGCUGAGUUCCUUAUCUAAACAUUCACUGUGGACCCUGCUAACCAUCAAUCAAUUUUUUAUAUCUUUUAGUUGCCCACUUAUGCUAGUCUUAGCUACUUUUUCACCACCCAUUCCCUUGAGAUGUUACUCAGAUCUUGUGAGAGACAAUUUUCUGAAUUGGAAUGUGCGCCAAAUCUUUACACGUUUAUUAAUGAAAAAUGAUCGUUUCUCUUUAA